This is a messenger RNA of Solanum verrucosum, 1431 nucleotides long. RefSeq names its product GABA transporter 1-like. NCBI's taxonomy places the organism in Eukaryota, Viridiplantae, Streptophyta, Magnoliopsida, Solanales, Solanaceae. Bases 1 to 1350 code for a protein of 449 amino acids. The transcript is spliced from 7 exons. The record is from RefSeq and is a predicted model, not a curated record. Gene Ontology annotation, cellular component: plasma membrane.
AUGGCUGUUGUACUUCCUAUCCCAGAAUAUGCUGAAAAUGGUCCCAAAGAGCUUGACGCCGGCAGCCUUUUCGUCCUGAAAUCCCGAGGGUCAUGGUUGCACUGUGGAUACCAUUUGACGACGGCGAUAGUGGCGCCGACGCUGCUGAGUUUGCCGUUUGCUUUCACGUUGUUGGGAUGGAUAGGGGGAAUGAUAUGCCUGAGCAUGGCAGCGCUGGUCACCUUUUAUUCCUAUAAUCUUUUGUCUUUAGUAUUGGAGCACCAUGCUAUGCUUGGCAAGCGCCAGCUUCGUUUCAGAGAUAUGGCUCGUGAUAUUUUAGGGCCAGGAUGGGGCAGGUAUUUUGUGGGUCCACUUCAACUAGGCUUAUGUUAUGGCUUAGUCGUUGCAUCAACUCUUCUUGGUGGGCAAAGCCUCAAGUUCAUUUAUUUGUUGAGUAGACCAAAUGGAAGCAUGCAGCUGUACCAAUUUAUCAUUAUGUGUGGAGGGCUAACACUAGUGAUGGCACAAUUGCCAUCCUUCCAUUCCCUAAGGAAUAUCAAUCUUGUCUCCUUGAUUCUCUGUCUUAUUUAUUGUGCUUGCACAACUGUAGGAUCCAUUCACAUUGGACAUUCUAAUAAAGCACCUGAAAGAGAUUAUUCAAUUACUGGAGUUGGUAUUAAUCGCAUAUUUGGUAUCUUUAAUGCUAUUUCUAUCAUCGCAACUACCUACGGAAAUGGAAUCAUUCCCGAAAUACAGGCGACAAUAGCACCUCCAACAACAGGGAAAAUGUUGAAGGGGCUAUUAUUGUGUUACAGUGUAGUGAUAUCGACAUUUUUCAGUGUUGCGAUUUCUGGAUAUUGGGCUUUUGGAAACCAAGCUCAACCAUCAGUGCUCCAAAAUUUCAUGUUAGAUAGGAUACCUUUGCUGCCCAAAUGGUUUCUCAUGAUCACUUAUAUCUUCACCUUUGUCCAAGUAUCAGCUGUUAGCUUGACUUACUUACAACCAACAAAUGUAGUAUUAGAAAAGAGAUUUUCAGAUCCAAAAAAAGGCGAAUUCUCAAUCCGCAAUGUGGUUCCCCGGUUAAUUUCCCGGUCACUAUCGGUGAUCAUUGCGACAACGUUGGCUGCAAUGCUACCUUUUUUUGGAGACAUUAUGGCUUUGUUUGGUGCAUUUGGUUGCAUUCCUCUUGAUUUUAUUUUGCCUAUGGUCUUCUAUAAUGUCACUUUCAAACCUUCAAGAAAGAGCAUAAUUUUCUGGGGAAAUACCAUAAUUGCUCUUGUCUCAACGGUGUUGUCUUUAAUUGGGGCUGUAGCAUCUGUGCGGCAAAUGGUGCUUGACGCCAAGACAUAUCGUCUGUUUGCGAAUAUGUGAUGGGAAUUAUUAUAACGCGGGAUUUUACUGGGAAUGUUGUUAUUGUAUCCAAAAUGUCAAGCACUUUCGGUAAAAGUUGAA